Neltuma alba is the source of this 5921-nucleotide messenger RNA. Its product is annotated as protein NETWORKED 1D. The record is from RefSeq and is a predicted model, not a curated record. Lineage: Eukaryota; Viridiplantae; Streptophyta; Magnoliopsida; Fabales; Fabaceae. Gene Ontology annotation, cellular component: plasma membrane. Bases 679 to 5721 code for a protein of 1680 amino acids. Gene Ontology annotation, molecular function: actin filament binding. The transcript is spliced from 7 exons.
CCCGCUUUUCCCCACUCAUUAGUUCCAGUGGUCAUCACUGACCUCGCUCCUCACGCUCCCCACACUAUACCUUUCCUCUCCCUUUCGCACUCGUCUUUUUCUCUCUAGCGAUUCACACUCGUUCUCGACUCGUCCAGCUUCACUCACCUUUCGCGACUUCUCCACUCGUUUACUCGGCCACCACGCGGAGGUUUGCACAGUCGCAUCCACCGCAACAGCGCCUCCUCUUCUCUCUCAUCUCCGCCCCUCUGUACUACUAUACGUGCCUAAGGAAGACUUGAUUACCGGUGAAGUCUGAUUUAGGAAAUAAAUGGAGUAUCAGAUUCAUGUCGAUCCUGAAAAUGGACGACCCCAUACUGCCCCAUAAAGCGCAAAAGCGAGCGGGAGACAGAAACACAGAGAACAGUGUGCAAAGAAAGAUCUGGCCACCAUGGGGUGAUCUAGGAAAAUGCAAAAGAAAAUAAAAGAAAAAUAGAAAAAGAAAGAAUAGCAGCUGAAGUGGUUCGCCGCCGCUGGUAGUAGUCGUAACGGAACAGUGAAAGUUUUUUACCCCCGGGUAGUUUGCACUAAUCCCACCAUAUCAUAUAUUUCAGCCUUCAGCUUGGGUUCGAUUGACCAGAAUAUAAGGUCCAACAUCUAACAUCCUAAUAUAAGUGAGUGUUAUUGCUGGGUUGAGCGAUGGCCGUUGUGGCCCAUGCAGAUUCUAAGGGAAUGUAUUCAUGGUGGUGGGACAGCCAUAUUAGCCCCAAGAACUCAAAAUGGCUCCAGGAAAACCUUUCUGAUAUGGAUGUGAAGGUGAGGCAAAUGAUCAAGCUUAUUGAAGAAGAUGCAGAUUCCUUUGCAAGGAGGGCAGAAAUGUAUUAUAAGAAACGCCCGGAGCUCAUGAAAUUGGUUGAAGAGUUUUACAGGGCAUACCGUGCAUUGGCCGAGAGAUAUGAUCAUGCCACCGUUGUGAUCCGUCAGGCUCACCACACCAUGGCGGAGGCAUUCCCCAACCAAGUUCCUCCGAUUCCGCCUGAUGAUUCUGAGCCACGUACUCCUAAGACGCCCCACCCUUCACGUGCAUUUCUUGACUCAGAUCAAUUGCACAAGGAUGUUUCUGUGACCUCUCCAUCUCAUUUUCAUGAUAUGAAGAGAAACGGUGCUGUUAUCGAAGAAUCUGAUUCUGUUAUUAGUGCAAGGGGUUUAAAGCAGUUCAAUGAUCCAUUUGCAUCUGGUGAACAUAUGAGCAAUGGAAAAUUUGCAGAAGGGCGAGCUCGGAAGGGGCUUAAUUUUCUUGACACCGGAGAGCAGAGCAAUGAUACUGCGAUUCGAGGCUUGUCUGAGGCUGAACGGAUGGCUAAAACUGAGACGGAAAUCUUGGCCUUGAAGAAAGCCCUCGCUAAAUUAGAAGGUGAAAGGGAAGCUGGCUUGCUUCAGUAUCAGCAGAGUAUGGAGAGACUGUCAAAUCUAGAGUCAGAAGUUUUUAACACGCAGGAGAACUCUCGAGGACUUGACGAACGAGCAAGUAAAGCAGAAACUGAAGUUCAAACCUUGAAGGAUGUGCUCAUCAGAUUACAGGCUGAAAGGGAAGUUAGUCUUGUUCAGUACCAGCAGUGCUUGGAGAAAAUUUCGAACCUGGAGAACAAAAUUUCUUCGGCUCUGAAAGAUGCAGGAGAAUUUGAUGAACGAGCUACUAAAGCAGAAAUAGAAGCUGACUCACUCAAGCAGGACCUUGCUAGAGUAGAAGCUGAAAAAGAAGCUGCUCUUGAUCAAUAUAAACAGUGCGUGGAGACAUCAUCAAAAUUGGAGGAGAGACUAAUGCAAGCUGAGAAGAAUGCAAAGAGGAUUAAUGAGCAAGCUAACAAUGCUGAAAAUGAACUCGGCGCCAUGAAGCUGGAAAUUGCUAAGCUUACAGGCGAGCAUGAUGAUGCUGCUCUCCGUUAUCAGCAAUGCUUGGAUAUAAUUUCCAGCUUAGAGCAUAAACUCUCUUGUGCAGAAGAGGAGAUGCGCAGGCUAACUUGUAAUGUACAGGAUGAGGCUGAAAAGUUAGAGAGUUCUGAACAGAAGCGUCUUUUCCUAGAAACAUCUAAUCAUACUCUUCAGUCUGAAUUGCAGUCUUUAGUCCAAAAGAUUGGCUCUCAGAGUGAAGAACUUAACGAGAAGCAAAAGGAAUUGGGUAGGCUGUGGACUUGCGUACAAGAGGAGCGACUACGAUUCAAGGAGGCUGAAACCGCUUUCCAAAAUCUUCAACAUUUGCAUUCUCAAUCUCAGGAAGAGCUUAGAUCUCUAGCUGUUGAACUUCAUAAUAAGGCUGAAAUUUUGGAAAAUGUUGAAUGCUGUAAGAAGGCUUUAGAGCAUGAAGUACAAAGGGUCAAGGAGGAAAACCAAUGUCUGCAUGAGCUCCAAUUAUCUUCAUCGUUGUCCUUUAGAAAUUGGCAGGAUGAGAUAUCAAAUUUGAGGGACAAAAUAGCAAAACUCGAACAGGAGAUCAAACUGCGAGUGGAGGAAAGAAAUUCUCUUCAGCAAGAAAUUUUCUGUCUUAAAGAGGAGCUCAACAAUGCCAAUAAAAGACACGAAGCUACGAUGGGCGAGGUGGGGUUAAAUGGGCUUGAUCCACAGUGCUUUUUAUCAUCAAUUAAGAGUUUGCAGGAUGAGAACUCAAAGCUGAAGGAGACAUGUGAGGCUGACAGAAGCGAGAAAGCUGCUUUUCUUGAAAAACUAGAGAUCAUGGAUAACCUUGUGGGAAAAAAUGCUGUAUUGGAAAAUUCCCUUUCCAACUUGAAAAAGGAGUUGGAGUGUGUUAGAGGAAACGUAAAGUUGUUAGAAGAAACAUGCCAGUCUCUACUUGUGGAGAAAUCCACCCUUGCUUCUGAGAAGGCCACUUUGUUUUCUCAGUUACAGGCUACAAUUGAGAAGCUACAAAAGCUUUCAGAAAAGAACAAACUUUUGGAAAAUUCUCUAUUUGAUGUAAAUGCUGAACUUGAAGGACUAAGGCUAAAGUCAAAAAUCUUAGAGGACUCAUGCGAGUUACUUGAUCACGAGAACUCAAGUCUCAUUUCUGAGAAAGACACUCUUCUUUCACAGUUCAUCACCACUCAGCAAACACUGAAAAAUCUAGAGAAACAACGUAGUGAAUUGGAGAUGAAGCACUUGGAAUUGAAAGGAGAAAAGGAAUCUGCACUUCAAAAGGUAAACGAGCUACUGUCUUCCUUAUAUGCUGAGAGAGAAGAGCAUUCCAGAAUUGUGCAACUCAAUAAAAUUCAAUUGGCUGAGAAGGAAUUAGAAAUUCAUGUUCUACAAGAUGAUGCAAAAUGCCAGAAAAAGGAAUAUGAGGAUGAACUAGAUAGAGCUGUAAGCGCUCAAAUUGAAAAUUUCAUCUUACAGAAGUCUAUCCGGGAUUUGGAGAAAAAGAGCUUCUCCCUUCUUGUUGAAUACCAGAGAUGCUCGGAGACAUCCAAAAUGUCUGAAGAGCUGAUAUCUGAAUUGAAGAAAGAAAAUGAUCAAAUGCAGGCUGACAUGAAUUCUUUGUGUGAAAAAACUAGAAUACUAAGGAAUGGGUUGCUUCAGGUUCUGAAGUCUCUUGACAUCAACCGUGAGCAUUUCUAUGGAGAUAUAAUUGAAGAAGAGCAGAGGCUUCUGAAUCCUAAACAUGGCAAACUUCAGGAGGCACAAAAUUCUUUAGCUACAGAAUUCAACAAAAGCCAGAAACUAGCUAUUGAAAAUUCGGUUCUUGUUGCAUUACUGGGGCAGUUGGAACCAAGGGUACAAGAGCUUGUGACAGAAAGAACUGACCGGGAUGAGGAGUUGAGGAACCAAUCUGUGCAAUUCAUGGCAUUACAAGCAGAGUUGCAACAGAUAUUGGGUAAGAAUGAGGAAUUGAAUUUGACAAUGAGCAAGGGAGAAGAGAGAAUGCGAGUAAUGGCAACUGAGAUAGAGAAUUUGCGGAGGCAGCUGUCAGACUUGGAUGAGUUGUACAGUGACUUAAAGGAAGAAAGAUGCAAAACUUUUGAAGAGAAAACAUCAUUGAUGAGAAGAUUCGUAGAUCUUAAUGAAGAGAAAUUUAAUCUGGAAGAAGAGAUCCGUGCCAUGAUUUCCCAGACAAUAGCUCAAUCUAUUGUUUCUGUGGUCUACCAAAACACAGUCUUUGAAAAACUCCUGGCACUUGAGGAGUUAGGUGAAGAUCUUGAUGAACUUUGUUCAAAUCAUAAUGACCUUGAAAAAGAGGUUGGACAGUGCGAAACUCUGGCCGCCACACUCUAUGCUGAAUUGCAGAUUUCUACCAUCAAUGAAACCGUACUUAAAGGAAAGGUCUGUGAGCUAGCAGAUGCAUGUAGGAAACUUGAAAAGGGAAGGACCUCCACAGGUGUGGAAAGUAAAAGGCUGAAACACAGAGUUAGCGAAUUAGAAAGUGAAAAUGGAAGACUGCGUGAUCGGUUGGCUUCUUUUGGCCCAGCUGUCAGUGCUUUGGACAAUUGUAUAUCAUCAUUGGAGACGCAGACUCUCGUACUGGCAAAAUCUCAUGACAACGCAGAAGAAAAGGCUAAUAAUUUGGCGAAAAAACAAUACGCUGAAGGCAGUGCACAAAUGAGCAGAGAUCUCAUCACGGCACCAGAUUCCCUCCCAGACUUCCAACACAUACAGAAAAGGAUCAAUGCGAUUGAAAUGGCUGUGAAACAAAUGAAUGGAAGUUUCAGACGGAAGGACAAACUCAAGGAGAUUCAAGAACCAAAAUCUGGAAGCAGCCGACACCUAGAAAACAUUCAAAUCAGCAAGCAUAUUACUCUAGUGGAUGAAGCAGAGGAUAAACUCACUGAUGAAAAGGUGAUGAGGAAAUCAUUGCCAACAAUCCAGUACGCAGACAACGAGGUUCUGCCCAAAGACAUCAUGCUUGAUCAAAUGUCAGAAUGUUCGUCGUACGGGCUAACUCGAAGAGAAACUCUUGAUGCUGAUGAUCCGAUGCUCGAGCUAUGGGAAACUGCAGAUAGGAAUAGCAGCAUUGGUCUAACUGUCGGAAAGGCGCACAAAACGGCUACCAGACCAUCGAGCCACCAUCAAAGAAGAGCAAGCAGGGAAUCCAGAACUAAAAUUCCCUCCACAGAGUCAAUGACUGAAAAGGAAUUGAGCGUGGACAAAUUAGAGGUCUCAAAUUCAAGAAGAUUCACAGAGGGCCGUGACGAAAACAGCAAGCGGAAGCUUCUAGACAAACUUGACACCGAUGCACAAAAGCUCACAAACCUUCACAUCGUCGUGCAAGACUUGAUAAAGAAGGUAGAAAUCACCAAACAAAUCCCAAUGGGGAAGGAUAUUGAGUACGAUACAGUUAAACGGCAGCUUGAAGCUUCUGAAGAAGUCAUCACAAAGCUGUUUGACGGAAACCGGAAGUUGUUGAGGAAAGUAAGAGACGGAACGGUGUCGUUUGGGGGGAAGCGAGCAGGGGGAACAGAUUCCGACGAGAGCAGCGGAAGCGUCAAUAGAAGCAGAAGGAGAGCCGCAGAACAAGCGCGGAGAGCAUCGGAAAAAAUAGGAAAGCUUCAAAUGGAUGUGCAGAGACUGCAAUUUCUGCUUCUGAAGCUUGACGAAGAGAAACAAAGUACAGGAAAAGCAAGAAUGACUGCUGAUCGAAGUGCUAGGGUGCUUCUGCGAGAUUAUCUUUAUGGAGGGACGAGAUCAAGAACGGUUAUCCACAAGAGGAAGAAAGCACCCUUUUGUGGAUGUGUUCAGCCUCCCACCAAGGCAUAGUUUAGAGCUUACCAGUUGUCUUCAGGAAAUUUAGAGGCAGAUGACUAGCGAUGUCUAACUGAUAACAUUCAUUUUUUUUUCAAGGAAAAAAAUAUUUAUGUUAUGCCCUCCAUGCUUAGUUUAUGUAUAGCUUUCUAGCUUAAGUGCUUAACUGAAUAUAUUUUGCAGUUCGGAAUUGAAUUGGGUUAAUUCAUUAGUUA